Molecule: messenger RNA, 1527 nt
Organism: Mesocestoides corti
Lineage: Eukaryota; Metazoa; Platyhelminthes; Cestoda; Cyclophyllidea; Mesocestoididae
Source: the annotation of a GenBank genome assembly
AUGAGUUCGAACUCCAGUCCUCCUCAUGGCUCUUCAAAGGAUUUUAAUAGUAAAAGCCAUUUACAAUUGCAAGACGAAGAACCUUUUCAUCUUCAGCCUAAGAAACAAAAGCUUUCAACGGAAAGUCCAAGCCUUUACUCUCUUUUCUUUGGGACACCGAAAGAAUCGGAGAAGCCAUUUACACCGCCAAAUCCCGACGUCGUUCCAGAUUUAUCAUUUGUUCUAUCGCCGUGUAAAAGUCUGUAUAGUAUAGUCCGGCAGCCCUUUUCCUCUGCGGAAAACGGCCUGGGUGACAUGGGUAUAGAAGAAUACAAAAAACUUUUGGAUUCUGCGCGUUCAGGAAAAGUGAAUAUAAGGACUGCUUACCGGACGAUGGCUUCAAACCGAGUCGGUCAAGGAUCUCCCUCUAGUUUGUCUUCCGUAUCCCAGUCGUCACGUGACCUCGUUACCACGGCGCAAGCAGCAGGGGCGACAGGGAGAACGUUGACUGUGGCCUCACCCGAUGCCGAUGCUUGGUGCUCCCGUGUGAGCAACACGGCCUACCUCUCCAAGGCCUGGCUCUCCAACCUCGCCUCCACCUUUUCGACGUCCUCUAAUCAACGCGAUAAACAAAUAUCCCAGCUUGAGGCGGAAUUGAAGUUCUGGGAGGCCCAGCGGAAGUUGUCGGAGGCGGCGAAAAUCGAUGAGUUGGAACAGCGCCUCGCGUGCCUCCUGCGAACCCCUCCCGUCCUCGAAGACCCCUACCUGAAGCCCCAGCCCAUCCCCCAGGAGCUUCCCUACAAACGCCCAGAGAAGCACGCUCUUCCCGUUCUCUCAGACGAUCAGGUUGAGUUUGUGAUGAAGACGCUGCGUUCGGCUGGUCCAGACACCGUUUUGGUCAAUAAUUAUCGCCUCGCCGUUACCCAAAGGGAACUCCUCACGCUCACGGGCACUAACUGGCUCAGCGAUAUGGUGAUCAACUUCUACAUGCAGUUGUUGCAUCAUCGAAGUAAAAGGCUCCACGAAAGCAACCCCUCGUUGCCUCGUGUAGCCGUGAUGAACACCUUCUUCUACCCCAAAUUGGUCUCCGGCACGGGUUAUGCCGGCGUGAGGCGCUGGACCCGAUCAAUCAGCCUCUUCGACCAUGACCUUGUGCUAAUCCCGAUCCACGAUCGGGGCAUCCACUGGUGUUUGGCGGCUGGCGAUUUGCGGAAGAAAACUCUCACUUUCUACGACUCAAUGGGCGGUGAAAACGAUUUGUGCCUGGAGACCCUUUUGUCCUAUUUGGACUCGGAAAGUCGCGACAAACGACAGAGGCCAUUGGAGGAUAUGGCCGCGUGGAAGAAAAUCAACACGGGGUCCUCGGUACCGCAACAGAACAACGGCUGUGACUGUGGCGUCUUCCUGUGCACCUUCGCGGAGUUCCUGUCGCGCGACGCGGACUUCAAAUUCUCCCAGGCCGACAUGCCGGACAUAAGGCUGCGGAUGAAGUACGAAAUACUGACCCAACAACUCCUCACAACUGGCACGAACCUGGCACCGAGCUGA